AUGGCAUGGGUUUGGCACGGCAUCCUCAAGAGGCUCAUGAGGCUUGCCAAGUUUUGCACUGGAGAUCAAUGUCGCUAUGGCUUGAAGGAUCCAGAAGCCUACAGUCAUCAACAGCUCAUUGGACACAACAGAUUCGGUCUUCGCUCCAAGUUGGCCGCGAGUUAUCGCAAGGAGUUGUGUCGAGCAAUCUGCCGAGGGAUUUUGCAAAGCGUGCAGAUUGACUAUGUGGCCAACGUUGCUACACCGGCAGUUUUUGCAGCAGGAGAUGAGGAAGUUGAUGAUUUUGAGGAGCCACAGCAGAUGGAGGACCACCCCAUGGGCGUUUCAGAGCAUCCAGGAGAAACAGAGGAUUUCUGGAGCGUGGAGGGUCUGCUCAGAGUUCAUGUGAUCCCGUUCACACCUACAGCGUCCAUGGAGAUGCCUAUUCCUUUUGAGCAACUACUAGAUGGCCGCCGAACUCACAUGGUUUUUGAAGAUGAGAGCAAACAGGUCAAGGAUGGUGGCUGGAUGCGCAAUCACCUGGACAAUCGCUGGCAAGCAGAUCAAUACUGGACUGGCCGAACAGAGUUCAGGUUUAAGGGUGAGGGUCCAAGAGAUCUCCAACCCCUGCUGGAGGAGAGCGGGGUAGGUGAAGGAGAAGCCUUGGAGACUCCACCUGUUCGGAAACAGAAGGUCAAGAACUAUGACAAGACGCUGAAACGACGGCGGGUCAGGACCAGACAGCUGCAGCGACGGUUCUGGACAGUGGUUGAGGAUCCGGUUUCCAAGGAUCUUUUGCAGAGGACGCUUGAUAUGAUGAUUGAGCAAGGUGUUGGAGAACGGUUGAGGAUUCAUGUGGAAGAUGAACUGGGCCGUGAAUGGGCAGCACAUGAAUCCGCCCAUGCUGAGGUCACCCUGAUCUUAGCUUCAAGAACGGCUCGGAGAAUGAAGAAGCCACAGCCACAUGCAGGUCCACAAGAAGUUCCCCUUCGCGGGUCCUACCUUCUCUUGGGAUCGGGACAAGCAUUGUCCACUCAAUGGGAGGAAUGGCACCGCAUGGCAGCAGCAGCACAGAUUCGACCCCUGGUGGCAAAAGACAGAGCAUUGAUGGCGGCUCGCGAAGGCUUUGCCAACGUCGCCAAUAGUGAGUCCUUGCACCGUGCAGAGUUGAGACAAGUUCGACCUUCCAGAGGCAUUUUGUUGGCGGUAUCUCCAGAGCAGUUGAGUUUAGCAGUUGAUGAUGAGAUACAACAAUGGCUCAUUGAUGCAAAAGAGACUGAACUCAUUGAUGCUAUGCCGGCAGCAGGUGGUACAGGAUUUUUGGAUUUGAGACGAGCACCAAAGCCUGAUCCGAUGCCACUUCAAAAUGAGGAGGAACCUCAGCCGUUUGCAUUGGAUAGAGAGAUGCCCUACUCUCCCAGCGAAGCACCGUCGCUGAUUGAGGAGAUGCCUGCAGUUGAUGCCCCAGCGGAAGCUGAGCCUGACGAUGCAGCUCCACCCGAGCCAGCUCCAGAGGACCAGAGUUUGACCCUGAUCUUGAUGAUUACCAUACACCACCACCAGCAGCAGGAGAUGCACAUCGAGGCACUCACCCCGGCGGAGACAGCAGCAGCCGUUGACACACAGUACGCCACGCUGCAGCAUCAGCGGAAGCAACCCCAAGCCAGAGAUGAGGAUGAGGACAUGGACGGGGGACAUCGUGACGUGAGAGGGCAGCGCAAAGGUGAGGGCAAGCAGUCGGGGCACAGGCGCCAGUAG
Durusdinium trenchii is the source of this 1737-nucleotide messenger RNA. The record is from the annotation of a GenBank genome assembly. Lineage: Eukaryota; Dinophyceae; Suessiales; Symbiodiniaceae.